UGUGAUGUCACCCAUUGUUAGCACAUCACUGAGGCUAUAUUCAUUGGGGGUUCCUGAGUUGCUAUCCACAGUCUCGCCUUGCCCCUGCUAGAGAUCAGACCUUGGUCUCUGAAGCUCUGGAGCCAGGCCCUCCACCUGGCCAAAAGAUCCUGUGGUUUGAAGAUUUGACAUCACGCUGCUGCCGACCCUGCUGAGAAUCAUGGACACGGUUUACAACCAUCUGCACAUCUUGGCUGCUCAGGUUUCCAACUUUUUCCAAACUAACAGAGAAUUGAUAUCUACCUUAGCUCAGAAUUUCUCUUCUCAGUUUCCAGGCAACCCUGCUGAACCUCAUUUUCCAAGGCUACCUAACUAUAACAUCCGGCAGAGGCAGCAUGGGGAUCACCAACACGAGCUGGAGCGGGGAGAACAGCCGCAGCUACAGUGGCAGCAGCCUCGGUGGCAGCCUCGGCAUCCACAGUCACCAGACCAACAGCCAGAACAGCCACAACCACAGGAGGAGCAGCAGCAACAACACCAGCAGCAGCAACAUGAAUACAACUUUGAGCCAGAUUCAUUCCAUCGUCUGAGACGUUUUCAGGCCUAUCCCAUCACAAACCAUACUUUCCAGGCUUCGAACAUCAGACCUAGGUACAAUAACAUUCACACCACUCGGAUACCAAUAAGCAGCAGGAUGAUAGACAGAGUGAAAAGGAGGGAGACCAUUCAGGCCCCCAGGCAAGACCACUACCUACAAAUCCGUAACAUCUGUGUGGCCACCUUUGUGAUAUUCUUGAUAUACAUUGCCCUCCUGUACUUUGAAGUCACCAAAUAAAGUGACCAGGUGUGAAAUGGC
Molecule: messenger RNA, 835 nt
Organism: Monodelphis domestica (gray short-tailed opossum)
Lineage: Eukaryota; Metazoa; Chordata; Mammalia; Didelphimorphia; Didelphidae
Source: RefSeq, a predicted model, not a curated record